Molecule: messenger RNA, 1008 nt
Organism: Heterostelium album PN500
Lineage: Eukaryota; Evosea; Eumycetozoa; Acytosteliales; Acytosteliaceae
Product: glycoside hydrolase family 7 protein
Exons: 2
Coding region: 1-1008 (335 amino acids)
Biological process (GO): carbohydrate metabolic process
Molecular function (GO): hydrolase activity, hydrolyzing O-glycosyl compounds
Source: RefSeq, a predicted model, not a curated record
AUGUAUAAACAGUGUAUAUUUAUAUUAAUUGUUUGUAUAAUUGCAAGAAUUGGAGUGUAUGGACAAGGAGUUGGAAUUCUUACUCCUGAAGUACAUCCAGCCAUGACUUGGCAGACUUGUAAUGAAGGUGGAAAGUGUACUACAAACAAUGGUGAGGUUGUUAUCGAUGCAAAUUGGCGUUGGAUCCAUACCUCCACCGGACAAAACUGCUAUACCGGAAAUACAUGGGACUCCACUGCUUGUCCAGACGACAAGACCUGUGCUAGCAACUGCUACUUGGACGGUGCCCAAUAUGAGAGUACCUACGGUGUCUCAACUGACGGCAGCUCGUUGAAACUCAACUUUAUCACUCAGAGCUACGGAAAGAACAUUGGAUCGCGUCUCUUCCUCAUGGCCAACGACUCUGCCUACCAGAUGUUCCAGUUGUUGGGUCAGGAAUUCACUUUCGACGUCGAUGUCUCCAAUCUGCCAUGUGGAUUGAACGGUGCUUUGUAUCUCGUUUCGAUGGAUGGAGACGGAGGUCAAUCCAAGUAUCCAACCAACAAAGCCGGAGCCAAGUACGGAACUGGAUAUUGCGAUUCUCAGUGUCCAAGAGAUUUGAAAUUCAUCCAAGGUCAAGGAAAUGUCGAUGGCUGGGUUCCAGCUGCUAACAAUCCAAACACUGGAAUCGGUGGUCACGGAUCUUGCUGCGCCGAGAUGGAUCUCUGGGAGGCCAACAGUAUGUCGAACGCUCUCACUCCACAUCCAUGUGACACCUCCUCCGAGACAAUGUGCGAAGGUGACGCCUGCGGUGGAACCUACUCGAAGAACCGUUACGCCGGAACCUGUGACCCCGAUGGUUGUGACUUCAAUCCAUAUCGUAUGGGUAGCGAAUCGUUCUUUGGUGUCGGAAAAACCGUUGAUACCAGUUCCGUCUUCACCGUGGUAACUCAAUUCCUCACGGACGACGGUACCCCCUCAGGAAAACUCACUGCCAUCAAGAGAUUCUACGUGCAGAAGGAAAUAUAA